Molecule: messenger RNA, 2870 nt
Organism: Drosophila kikkawai
Lineage: Eukaryota; Metazoa; Arthropoda; Insecta; Diptera; Drosophilidae
Product: protein SERAC1
Source: RefSeq, a predicted model, not a curated record
UCAAAGUUUAUAAAAACGAACGGCCCGAAGGGUUCGGGCAGCAAUUACAGCUCAAAAAUCAAAGCAAAAACAAAGCGAAAAACAUAAACAUUUGUCAGUGACAGCAAACUACCUAAAAAAGCAAAAAAAAUCCCUAGUGAAACAAGUUUGUAGGGGCAAUAAUAAGUGUCUAAAUUUAACGUGUGACUCUCUGAAACUGAGUAAACUUUUGGCAGCCAAACUAGAAGAAUCCACACAAAGCAGCAGCAGCAACAACAACUAGAGAGAAUUCAGGCAAUGUCAUUGGAGGAUCUCAAAUCCCAGCUGCGCCGUUAUCCAAAGCUUGUGGGCGGAGUGGGCGUGGGCCUGCUGACCGCGGCUGGUUUCCUGCUGUACGAGUCGCCGCAGGUGCGCAGCAUCCUCUCUCGCUAUGUGGACACCAAGUCACCGGAGCCGGAUAAGCGGCGCUCCGAGUACAUCUACAUCAAGUACCACAUCUAUCGCGAGUCCAUGCGCAAGCUGAUGCAGAAGCAGGAGGAUGAGAAGAAAUGGAUCAAUGUGAUUAUCAAUCCAAUUGGCAAGUGGUGGAAGGCGGCCAAGCAUUCGGUGGCCUGGCGUCUUCUUAAUAUCGCCCAAAAUGGCACCCAACCCGAGCGACUGAAGGCGGUGCAGCAGCUCGUCUGCAUGGAUCACCUCAAGGACUGGGAUUUCCGGCAUUUGGCACAAAUUUGCGAUGCCCGCACGGCUGUCUCUCUGGCCAGAUGUGGCGCAGACACACGGUGGUUUAUGCCCGUCCACCGACACGGUUGCAUCAAGCAUCCCAAGAUGCUACUAUCGGAGCUGCAUGUGAUGCUCAACCGGCUGCGACCCAUGUCCUGUGUGGAUCACUUCUUCAGCAAAUACUUUCCCGAACAGGAUCCAAUUGAGAACAUCCACGAAUACAUGACCCAGGAGCAGACCAUUGUUCUGUCCACGGCUGACACGGAUUUACUCAAGGAAAUCAUCUCGUUCCUGCAUCACAUUAGCAAGGAUCCCCAGGUCUCGGCGAAUAUAAUUAAAGACGGCGGCCUCGUGCAUCUCAUGGAGCUGCGAAAGAUAUUCAGCGACGACAACGAGACCUUGUCUACACUCUGCAAAGUUCUGGCCAACAUAUCUGUGGUACCCAAUGCCGUGGAGCACUUCUUUGCCACCGGCUGGAUUGGAGUCCUGGCCGAUUGGCAGCAGUGUCCGGAUCUUCGCCUGCAAGUGAUCUCGGCGAAAACCAUGGCCAAUCUGGAUCACGAUGAUCCCAAUCAGUGCACAUAUCCGCCGAAUGUCUAUCCACUGCAUCCGCGUGUUCGCACCCGCAGGAAGCCCAAGGCGGACAUUGUUUUUGUCCAUGGACUUCUGGGUGGUGUGUUCAUCACGUGGCGGCAGCGCGACAAGAAGCAGCCCACAGAGCUGGGUCUCUACGGCAAGAAUGCCUUCUACACCAGCGAAGCGGAUGAUGUGUUCCUGGUGGGUGAGCAGAAGCGCCUGAAUGGCGGCAAGCAGCGCAAGCAACCGGUUCCCCCACAAGCCGACGCCCAGACGGAAGCCAUAAAAGAUCCCGUCUUGAAGGCCAGCAAGAAAGUGGAGGAACGGCGUCUGAACAUUAGCGAUGAUGCCACCAAAGAGUUUGUUGAGACGCUCAGAAACGCCGCCGAAUUGGAAUCCGAUUGGGAGGUGGUCCAUCCCGAUGUGCCUCUCAAUGCGAACGAGAACUGUGCUGGGGACUUCAGUGUGUCGGGCAACGAGUGGCACAACCAGGACACCAGCGAUGAGUACACCAACUGCUGGCCCAUGGAGUGGCUGCCGGAUGACUAUCCCGAUUCCAGAAUUAUUGGAAUCGAUUAUACGUCAGCGGUCACCGAGUGGUCGGCGAAUUUCACGAAAUACUGCCCGUGUGAGAAGGGUCAGGGUCACAUCGAUGUAAGGGCCACCACACUGCUGGAGAGGAUCGUUGCCUCGGAUGUGGGCAACGGCAGACCAAUUGUCUGGAUUGGACAUUCCAUGGGCGGCCUGCUCACCAAGCUGAUGCUGCUCAAAUCGGUGGACUCACAGGAGCCCAAGGUCCAACAGUUGGCUAAGAAUACCAAGGGCAUUGUGUUCCUGGGCACACCGCACAGGGGCUCACCCAUUGCCAAGUGGAAGCAGCACAUGCAGAUGAUACUCUCGCCCUCCAUCGAGGUCAAGGAGAUGGAGGAGAACUCGCCAAAACUGCUCGAGAUGCACCGUCGCUUCAUGGGCUGCCUGCACACUUUCCUGCGCGAUGUCAAGGUCGUCAGCGUGGCCGAAGGAACGCCCACAAUGCUUACCACAUUCAAGUUUCCGCUGCGCAUUGUCACGGAGGAAUCCGCACGGAUAGAUUUCGGUGACUUCUAUCUGAUGAAGGAUGACCACCUGAGCCUCUCCAAGCCAAUCUACAGGCAAUCAUUCCUGUACCAGCGACUCCUGCAUGUGAUCCACGAGGCCGUCAGGGAGAGAUCGGAUCCAAGGAAUCAGGAUGCCCAGUCGCAGUCCGUUUCGAGUCAGGAAGUGGUAUUCACCAACAUUGUGGCCGCUCUGCUGAAGGGAGCCAAGGGCCUGUUCGAAUCGCUGCCCAUUGUCGCCCUCAGAUUUAGCACUUAGGGAAUGGGGCUCUCUUGAAGAGAAAUCCCAAAUACGCGCCUGUACCUUAAUAGUAUCCCAGCUUAGUCUCUAAGGACGUAUGUUAAGUAUUUAAUCUCCACAUCACACACAACCAUGUCCAAAUCCAAAUGUAUAUUCUACGCUCGCAACCCAUGUAGCUUCUUACGAACGAAAUAUCCUAAUUUAUUUACAAAAGUCAAUGACAAAAAAUGAUUUAAUAAAAACGUCCAUAUUUUCACUAA